Clonostachys rhizophaga is the source of this 2100-nucleotide messenger RNA. Lineage: Eukaryota; Fungi; Ascomycota; Sordariomycetes; Hypocreales; Bionectriaceae. The record is from the annotation of a GenBank genome assembly.
AUGUCCUCAUGGGAGGAAUUCUUCGACCAGGUGUCCGACGGCGGAUUUUCAAAGCUUUGCGGCGAAACAGAUGCAUCAAGAGAGCCACUCACCGCUGAGGAAAUGGUCAAGUUCAAGGAAUGGGUGUCAACUCAGCCCCGGAUGCCCUCGACACGGGUCACCGAGGCUUGGAUCAAAGCGAACUUGAAUAAGGUAGUGCCAAUCGCCGGUUACACCAAAAUGCUGCUAGAAAUGGUAGUUGCCCAAUUAGCAUCCGAUAGGCAUCUGAGCCUUGGUGGGGGCGAUUUGAAAGUUCCCGGCUUCGGUCUGCCACUGAGUCGUCUCCCAGUUAGUGCUAAGCGGUUCCCCGUUCUCGUCGGAAAUCAGGAUCUUGACUGGAAAGCGAAUACGUUGUUGAUUCGGGAGGCAUGCAUGCUUGAGGUGAUGGAAAUAUUGACCAAUAGGCCCGAGUGGUGGGUCAAGGUGUUUGACUCUGAAAUCACAACAACGUGGAAGACGCAGGUCUUGGGAAUAGACUGGGCCCACUACCUAGAGCACGCAGACUUCACACCCAAUAUGGUAGACCUGUGCAUUAACGAACUACGCACAAAGGCAGCGUUAUACGAGAAAACUGGUCUGAUACCCAUCAUGGACUACUCAGCUUGUGCGAUCAAAUCCGAUAGCCUGAUAUCUGCGGAACUUGCACAAUCCUUGAAAGAUACUGUCAGAUUCCUUGAGGAGGUACCAGAGAAUGAAAAGGACUGGCACCCAGGCAGUGAUAAUAAGGUUCUCGAUUUGGUUCACCCAUCGCUCUAUCCCCUAGCUUACGGCUUAACUCGGGUGCUUGUUGAAAAGAGCAUUGGCAUCUCCGAUGCUCUUGAGCACUGCGGCACAGGAACCAUCCUGCCAAAACCAUACCCUGUCGAGAUCUGCGGUCAACCCGGGCCAUAUGCAGAGACUAAACUACCCUCUCUGUCGGAGAAGUUCCAGUGGUUGCCCUGCGAUGUCGACAUCUCGACGGACGGUGCUGCGAAGAUCGCCAGCUAUAUCAACAACUUACAUCCGAUUCAUCAUGCUGAUAUGUACCCUAUCAUCGAGCGCUUCAUCGAGAAAGCUCUUCCCGCAUGGGACAUUGUAUACCGAUGGCCAACAGAGUUUGAUACUCAGCGUCUCACAACUUCCAAAGUCAGACUCAUGUGCACCACUAAGGACCUUUGCCAUGGACGGAAUCAAUGCAGAGCCUCCACUCGACCUCUCAAUGAUGGAGAGCCAGAGCGGGACGAGGACGAAGAAUGGGAAGAUGGGUAUGAAGAAUCUGUGAGAGGUCAACUGGAUCGAGAAUGGUUUGAGCGCACGCAUCGACCGGACGUCCCUGAUGUUGAUCCAACAAAAGGCACGGUUCGGCUCACGGCAGACCAUGUCAAGAAGAGGGGCUUCUUCAACAGCGCGUCUCGUAUCCAAGUUAUCGUCAAACUCGCUAAUAUUCACUUGAAUCCAAACAACCCAAAGUACGAGGGUGGCGCCUGGCACAUUGAGGGCCAACUCAAUGAACACAUCUGCGCGACGGCUUUAUUCUAUUAUGACAGUGACAAUAUCACAGAAUGUCACUUGGCUUUCCGCACUCGUGCCGAUCGUGAGAAUUUGAUGGGCAAUCUUGACUACGCACAGAACGACGAAGACUCCAUUGAAUGGGCUUUUGCCAUUGAUCCCCAAGGGAAUACCCUGCAGGUUGUUGGCACGGUCCUUACACGCCCUGGGCGGUCUCUGUUCUUCCCUAACGUUUACCAACACCAAGUCUCGUCUUUUGAACUUGCCGAUCCUUCACGAGAGGGUCACCGCAAGAUCCUCGCCCUGUUUCUUGUCGACCCGGCCAUACCUAUCCUCUCUACUUCUAGCGUGCCUCCGCAGCAGAAGCACUGGUGGGCUGAAGCCUCAAAGAUUUAUGCAGGUGGGGGACGUUUGCCUCCCGAGCUGGUAGCCAUGGUAGCAGAUCAUGUAGACUUCCCAAUCACAGAAGAUAAGGCGAAGCAGAUCCGCAGGCAACUGAUGAGGGAGAGGUCGGUACUACAAGAGGAUAUGAACCGGGGCCUCAAUGUAGAAUGGAAUUUCAGUGAGCAUUAG